GAUGAUGUGAAAGCCAAGAUGAACAAACAAUCUUGGGCUCGAGUGGUGUGUAACUAACCAUGAUGUUGUUCGGUUUCGUAGGAUUGGCUGUCGCAGUCGUAGCGAAUGUCGCUGGUGCAGCUGCAGCUUCAAGCCAGCUCGAGGGUCUCUACAGUCUUGUCAAGAGACAAAUUCCAGCUCACGCAGGCGCCUUCACCUUCGAACUCUCUGCUGCAAAUACCACGAAUGCUACAGAUACAUUCACUUUGAGUGAUAUCGGAAAAAAUGCUACAGGGAAUGCCACGAUACUCAUCGAGUGCUCUACAAUCAGUGCUUGUGCUCGUGGAUUAUACACCUACGUGACCGAGUUUGGAGGCGUAGACAUCUGGUGGACAGGCUCGCGGCUCAAUGAGCUGCCAUCUCAGCUUCCAGAAAUCGGAGAGCCAGUCACUCGCACAUCGCUCGUGCCAUAUCGCUAUCAUUUCAACACAGUCACCUUCAGCUACACCGCGUCCUUCUAUGAUUUCGACGACUGGUCUUUUCUACUCGAUUGGCUCGCCCUGCGUGGUGUGAACCUGCCCCUAGCAUGGGUCGGGAACGAGUACGUUCUCGUCCAAGUCUUCCGCGAGGCAGGUCUCACCGACGCGGAUAUCGCGACUUUCCUCUCCGGCCCAGCGUUCCAGGCGUGGAACAGGUUUGGAAACAUUCAAGGCAGCUGGGGUGGCGACUUGCCCGAACAAUGGAUCAAUGAUCAAUUCGUUCUGCAAAAGCAGAUCCUCGCGCGAAUGGUUGAGCUUGGCAUGACGCCUGUCUUGCCCUCCUUUACCGGCUUCGUUCCCCGUGCUAUGCACACCCUCUACCCCAACGCUUCCAUUGUUAACGGAAGUCAGUGGAGUACCUUUACGAUACAGCAUACCAACGAUUCUUUCCUUGAACCGUUCGAUCCUUUGUUCAGCACCCUACAAACGUCUUUCAUGACUAAAUAUGCGGCUGCAUACGGAAACGUAUCUCACAUCUAUACCCUCGAUCAGUACAACGAAAUGAUGCCUUAUAGUGGAAACACAUCAUACCUUUCAAGCAUCUCGUCAGCUACGUUCGCCAGCUUGCGCGCAACUGACCCCGAAGCGGUGUGGAUGAUGCAAGGCUGGCUGUUCUACAUUUAUGCUUCGUUCUGGACCGACGAGCGUGUAGAGGCUUACCUGGGAGGCGUUCCAGGGAACGACAGCAUGAUCAUCCUUGACCUGUUCAGCGAGGCAUACCCUCAAUGGCAACGUCUGAACUCGUACUUUGGCAAACAGUGGAUAUGGUGCGAGCUGCACGACUUUGGUGGUAACAUGGGAUUCGAAGGGAACUUUGAGAAUGUCACCACGCAGCCCGUCAAGGCUCUGGCUACACCUGGGAACACGAUGGUCGGCAUGGGGUUGACGAUGGAGGGUCAAGAAGGGAACGAGAUCAUGUAUGAUGUCCUCUUUGACCAGGCGUGGUCACCCACGCCAAUCAACAGAACAUCGUAUGUCUCAGCAUGGACGUCGCGUCGGUACAAUGUCCCCAAUCUUCCUACCGCUGCUACUGAAGCAUGGGAGAUCCUUGCUUCGACCGUUUACAACAAUCAAGACCCGUUGCUUCAGGCUACAAUUAAAAGUAUAUUCGAGCUUGAGCCCGCGAUCAACGGACUCGUCAAUCUCACGGUCCUGCAGGGGAUUCCAACUGGGCUUUUUUAUGACACGAAUACGACUAUUGUCCCCGCUCUUCAAUCAUUGUUGCAGGCACGCCAAGAGAGUAGCGCGCUCGAUGAGGUCCCGGAAUUCCAGUACGACGUUGUUUACAUUAUCCGUCAGCUGCUUGCAAAUCGUUUCAUCGAUCUCUAUACCUCACUCGUUGAUACAUAUAAUUCGACGACCUCAAGCAGCUCUGAUGUUUCCACAGCUGGUGCACCACUCAUCACACUCUUGAAGGACGUUGACUCGGUUCUGCUCACAGAUACACAUUUUCUCCUCUCAAAUUGGAUCAGUGCCGCUCGGAACUGGGCACACGAUAACUCAACCUACGCUGCAUACCUCGAGUACAACGCCCGCAAUCAGAUCACACUCUGGGGCCCAAGAGGAGAGGUCCACGACUACGCAUCUAAGCAAUGGGGUGGGCUCGUUGGCACGUAUUAUGUCCAGCGCUGGGAGGAAUUCGUGUCGUAUCUCUCAGGGAGCAAAGCAAACGGGACAGCGUACAAUGGCACUGCCGUCGCCGAUGUGAUGUUCAAUAUUGGCCUUGCCUGGGACAACGAGACAUGGGGGCAAGCGGCGAACGAGACCUGGGGGACUGUGGGUAAUACCUGGGAUGUCGUACAGCAACUCGUGGACAAGUACAUUUGAUUCUAUGAUGUAAUCACAAGUUCAUCAACCACGCGUUGUGAUUUUACGUGUGGAACAGAAGUCAUUCUAAUCGCCCCUCUUGUGGCUUACAACAUUCUUGACAUGACUCGUUGCAAUCCAUUCGGGAUCGUUUUCAUACCGAUUGAUGACCCUAACUUGUUAUAGUGUUAUUUAACUCUGUUUUUGCGCUCAAAGUAGUGGACCUUGUACCCUAUAAUAAAUUAUGAUUUAGCUU
Serpula lacrymans var. lacrymans S7.9 is the source of this 2580-nucleotide messenger RNA. Its product is annotated as glycoside hydrolase family 89 protein. The coding region runs from base 60 to 2345 and encodes 761 amino acids. The record is from RefSeq and is a predicted model, not a curated record. NCBI's taxonomy places the organism in Eukaryota, Fungi, Basidiomycota, Agaricomycetes, Boletales, Serpulaceae. The transcript is spliced from 2 exons.